Molecule: messenger RNA, 7949 nt
Organism: Pangasianodon hypophthalmus (striped catfish)
Lineage: Eukaryota; Metazoa; Chordata; Actinopteri; Siluriformes; Pangasiidae
Product: copine-8
Exons: 15
Coding region: 2295-3509 (404 amino acids)
Biological process (GO): cellular response to calcium ion
Cellular component (GO): plasma membrane
Molecular function (GO): calcium-dependent phospholipid binding
Source: RefSeq, a predicted model, not a curated record
AUACAAACGGUAGCAUUAGUUCAGGAUCACUGUUUUCAUUUCACUGUUUAUUUAUGUAUUAUCUAUUCAUCAAAUAUUAUUUUAAAUAAAUACUGAAAAUACUAAAAUAAUAAAAAUUUCCAGUAGAUUUUCAGUGAUAUUAAAAAUUUUUACAGAAACGGUAGGGUUUAUAGUAGAUGGUCCUGUCUAUAUUUACAGUAUUUUAAGGAUGUAAGGUGGGAGAGAGGGAAGGAGUACAAAUUGUGCAAAUUGUGUUAAGGUUAUGAAGUAGGAUGCUGUUAGAAGCUGUGUUUUUUCCCCAAAAAACUUCAACUUUUAUUUAAAAACUAAAAGAAGCACAGAGGUUUUCUUUUGGUCACUGAGGGUAAGGUUAAGGUUAGAUUUUGGUGUAGCAUAACAUUAAUUAGCUGCAAUAAUAAUUAUGUCAGUGGAAGAGCCUCUCAAAAUUAGUGAAACAAAUGUGUGUUUGUGUGUUUGUGUGUAUGUGUGUGUGUGUGUGAGAGAGAGAGAGUGUAUGAGGGUGUGUGUGUGUGCACCAGAGCAUGGACACAAAAGCGGAAGGCUGAAAUUCACACUCACUAAUGAGCUUUUUCUUGCUGCUAAUGCUCUUUUUCUGAGUCUGCUUGUUAAGUCAUUAUUCAAAUCCUUAUGAUUUUCUUAUCAUUCAGAAUAUUUGGUUGUAUUGCACUUUUUUAAAUUUUAUCCUAAAUGUAAAUUAUUAUACCAAAGACAUAGAUAAGAGAGUUUAAUGAAGUGAUAGAAAUUCAUUUGAAUUAGAAUUUUUCAGUGCAGUGGGAGCUAAGUAGUUAAAGUUCUCUGUUUUAUGAGUUCAAAUCCCAACAUUGCCAAGAGCCACUAUUGGGCACUUGAAGAAGAUCCAUAACUCUAAACUAUUCAGCUGAGUGCCUCUGUCGACCUUCUAGAUACCUUUCCAUAAAGGUUUCAGCCCAAUAAAUGAACUUUAAGUAAGAAAUAACAACUGACAGACUGCACAGUUAGACAAAAAUAAUACAUGCUGGGGUGAUGUGAUAAGGCCAGGUGCAAAGCAAAGUGGAUUAUUUUUGUGUAACAGCCCAGUCUUGAGUGAGUUACUCCGCUUAUACAACAGUGAUUUGCCAACAAUUACAAUGUUUAAUUUAUUAGAGAAUGACACAGUGCACAUUUUCUUGGUUAAAAAGUAAUGUUGUGGAACAUAUAUGAGACAAGUUAGUUCCUGUUAUCACUUAAUUUCUAGCAACAAAAAAGUUCUAGUUUUCACACCAGCAGACUUUCCCGUGCUGGGAAACUUUGCUAAGCACCAUGACUGUUACAAAGCACUGACACUCGAGACUCCUUCCAUAAAUAAAUGUCUCCUAACAAAAACUACUCUUGACUUUCUGACCAAUCAGAUUUGAGAAUUCAACUGCGCUGUGGUAUAAAUUAAAUUUAUGUUGUUUAACAUUAGACUGAAAAGCUUCUUUUUAAAGUAUCAUGCAAAAUAAUGAUUAAUAUCAGCAACGGAACAAUAAUCACCCAGCUUGUAAAUAUAUAGAUCGUUAGAUCUUUAGCUUCUUCUUGUUGUGUUGCUCUUUUAACAGUAAAUGAUUAGCAAACACAUGCGUCAUCAGAUCUGUUAUCAGGGCCAGAGGACAGCUGCUGUGUCAUGAAUGAACUGAUUACUGGAAGUGUUCUAAGCGAGUAGUGCUAUUUUAAAUGUUUUUGCUUGUGAGAGUUCACUUACGUGCUUAUUUUUGUAUUCAUUUAUUAAAGACAUCUCAAAAAUAUUAAAUAAAUCUUUUAGCCACACAGAUCUAAUGUUGGUCUCAAAUUCACAAAUUCCUCAAUUCUCUAAAUUUUUUUUUUUUUUUUUAAUGAUACUCGUUGCAGUUUACGUAUGCUGAUUUACUGGAUCCUAUAAUGAAAGCAAAACUGAACCACCUUGAACUUUGCAAACGUCACCUAACAAAAAGUACUCUUGACCUUCUGACCAAUCAGAUUUGAGAAUUCAACUGCUCUGUGGUAUAAAAUAAAUUGAUAUUGUUCAGACUGAAAAGCUUCUUUUUAAAGUAUCAUGCAAAAUAAUAGCAUGUUGUUCUUUUAACAGUAAAUGGUUAGCAAAGACGUGUCUUCAGAUCUGUUAUCAGGGCCAGAGGACAGCUGCUGUGUCAGGAAUGAACUGAUUACUGGAAUUGCUCUAAGCGAGUAGUGCAAUUUGCGAGGAUUUCCUUACAGUAUGUACAAGGGGCAUUCCUGGGAAGAAAUGCGGCACCAUUAUUGUGAAGGCUGAGGAACUGAACAACUGCAGAGAAUCUGUAAUGAUGCAAUUUUGUGGCAACAAGCUGGACAAGAAGGAUUUCUUUGGCAAAUCUGACCCUUUCCUUGUGUUUUACCGCAGCAACGAGGACGGAACAUUCACCAUUUGCCAUAAGACAGAGGUGGUGAAGAACACCCUGAACCCUGUAUGGCAGGCCUUCAAGAUCCCCGUCAGAGCCUUGUGCAAUGGAGACUAUGACAGAACAAUCAAGGUUGAAGUGUAUGACUGGGACAGAGAUGGCAGCCACGAUUUCAUUGGCGAGUUCAGCACAAGCUACAGAGAGUUGUCCAGAGGCCAGUCCCAGUUUAACGUAUAUGAGGUCAUUAAUCCAAAGAAAAAAGGAAAGAAGAAAAAAUACCUCAAUUCUGGAACGGUAACACUUCUGUCAUUCCUUGUGGAUAUUGAAGUCACCUUCCUAGACUACAUUAAGGGCGGGACUCAGAUUAAUUUCACCGUGGCAAUUGAUUUCACCGCCUCAAACGGCAACCCUGCCCAGCCAACUUCCCUACACUACAUGAGUCCAUACCAGCUGAAUGCCUAUGGCAUGGCUCUCAAAGCCGUGGGAGAGAUCAUUCAGGACUAUGACAGUGACAAGAUGUUCCCAGCGUUGGGCUUCGGUGCCAAGCUACCCCCCGAUGGGCGUGUAUCCCAUGAAUUCGCACUGAAUGGGAACCCACAGAACCCAUACUGUAAUGGAAUAGAUGGUGUAAUGGAGGCAUACUACCAGAGCCUGAAGUCUGUGCAGCUUUACGGACCCACCAACUUCUCUCCCGUCAUCAACCACGUAGCAAGGUACGCUGCCUCUGUGAAGGACGGUUCGCAGUAUUUCGUCCUCCUCAUCAUCACAGACGGAGUGAUCUCUGACAUGGCCCAGACCAAAGAGUCCAUCGUCAAUGCUUCAUGUCUUCCCAUGUCAAUUAUCAUUGUUGGCGUUGGACCCGCAGAGUUUGACGCGAUGAUUGAGUUGGAUGGGGAUGAAGUCAGGAUCUCGUCCAGGGGCAGAUAUGCAGAAAGGGACAUUGUGCAGUUUGUCCCGUUUCGGGAUUACAUUGACCGAACAGGGAACCACAUCCUCAGCAUGGCGCGGCUGGCAAAGGACGUACUGGCCGAGAUCCCGGACCAGUUCCUGUCCUACAUGAGGACCAGAGGCAUCAAACCUUUACCUGCACCGCCUCCGUACACACCACCAGGACAGCCGCUACAGACCCAGAUCUGACCCGUUCUCAUCCGUCUCUCUCUCUAUAUAAAUCUCCCAAUGAUGUGGAGGGGCACUUCUCCCCCUUCUCUAUCUGUCUCUCUCUCUCAUGUUGCACUAUAGGCACUGGAAGGAUGAAGACACCGUGGCCAAACAGGGCCAGUGAGGCCUGAUUUACUUCCAUUACAAGCAUUCUUCUGUCAGGGUCUCUCUCUCUCCCUCUCUCUCUCCCUCUCUCUCUGUCAGAACCUGGCUUAUCUCUUGUAGCCUCACUAAAAUGGACUGAGCUUGACCUUUGUUCGGGCUCACUACUGAACUGAAGAAGAAAAGAAGGGAUCAGUUGACAUCGUUUCUUGGAGCUGCAUGCUUUUCCAGGAGAAAGGCCGAGGUGCUGCUUCCUCUGGCCGCAAUCACUCGACUGUUGUAAAUAACUUUGGAAACUGAUAAUUUCCUUUUACUUAUAUAUAUUCCUCUCUCUCUCUUCUCUCUCUCUCUCUCUCUCUCUCUCUCUCUCUCUCUCUCUCUUGCUUUCUAUAAGCUCUCACUCAGUGUUUACAUGUUGAUGAUUUUCUUACUGUUGGAUACUUUUAUAUAAGCGUAAACUUUCAGUAUGAACUUUGGAAUACGACUUCUAUCUGCGUGUUGUCUUUGCCACGCAUGUCAGGCACUUACUGUCACAUUAAUUGCAUUGCAUGGCAUGGAGUAACAGCCAGCUCCGCUUCGUGAUGCAUGAAGGCCAUGUUCGACCUCAUCUGUUUUUGUUUCUCAUUCUUUUUUUCCUUUAUUCUUUCUUUCAUUCUCUCUCACAUCACCCUGGCACAAGCGUGUUGUGUGUGUGUGUGUGUGUGUGUGUGUAUGUGUGUGUGUUUGUAUGUGUGUGUGUUUUUGAAAAUCUGUUGUGUCAAAACUUUAGCAGCUGCUCUCAAAUAGGAUUUGAGACUAUGAGCCCAGUGGUCAAAAACACAGAUGCCAUUGUUUUUCUUCCAUUUCUGUCCUGUUCAUAUUUAGCAAAACACAGUACAGGUGUUUUAUUGGUUUGUAAGUCAUAAGUGUUGUUUAAAAAAAAAAAAGUGUUGUUAUCUUAAUUAGAGUUGCCCAAAGAUUUGGAUAAAAAGCACAGUUCACCAAUUUCACCUGGAUACCAUACAUGCAGGAUUUGAGUGUUCAUACUACAGUAUUUCUGCAGAGGAAAAUUUGUACUAACACAGAUUAAUAAGGUUUUUCCCCCCAGAGGCCAGGCUAUUAUUAAAUCAUAAUAUAACACAAUAAGGGUAUUUAUUUCUAUUUUUUAACCAGUGAAAUCUUCCUUCUAUACUGCACAGCCUUAAACCAAACUGGAUCUAAACAGAUUUAAAUAAAAAUAUAUGUGAGAUACAAGAUGUUUUAUUAACCAGUCACGCCUUACUUUAUGAAAACACAAUUAAAAUAAUACUUUAGAAUUUUCAGCCUGAUCUAUGUCACAUGUGUCUGUAGUGUAUUUGAGAUUAUCACAGACAAGAAUUACUAAACAUUUCCCUGUAGUGAGAGUUUUCUUUAAACUCGCUGAUCAUGAAAAUCAGGCAGUUGAUGAAUUCCAUCAGUAAGCAUCUAAAAUAUGUGACUAUGUAAACUAUUAGUGUUACAUUCCAGCCUUAGGUUGAGACAGAAAUGAGAAAAUGUUUUUUCUAAUGUGAAGUUAAGUAGCCAGAAACUGUGACUGUAACGCGUGACCACAUGUUCUUGGAAAUCUUUGCAAGAAUGUAAAAGUACGUGCUUAAUUUACAAACACCUUUGAAUUUCUGAAAUUGUCACAAAAAUAUGUUUCAGAUAAAACUUUUUUUUUUUUUUUACUCCCCCAGGAACUGACCUUACACUUUCAUAAGUGAGUUACAAGAUUUUCCAUUCUUUUCACAGUGUAGGAAAAUACUACAGAUGCGGUAGAUAGAGAUUAAGUUUAAAAAUUCUGGAGUAUUUCUUUAAAUAAAUCAAAGCUCAGUAUUUGAAAUAACUGGAAUAACCUGAACUCACCUUUUUAUUAAUAUAGUAGUCUUAUAAUAUUAAUUUUAGUUGCCAAUUUUUAUUAGGUACACCCACCAUAAACAGUCAGCUCCGGAAAUACUGACUAUACAAAUGAAGUGAGACAAAAGUGUGCCGACCUUCAUAAAUCAGACAAUGGAUAUAAAUAUGGCUACACACCUGAAAAUGCUCAUAUCCACUCUGUUCAAGUGUGGCAGGUGUGUCAGAAGAAAGCCAUUUCUUUCAUCCAAACACAAAUGUAAGAAUCUAGAAUUUGCUGUAUGCUACUGGAACCGGGAGAGAAAAAGAAAGCUUUUUGACAGCAAACAUUCAUGGUGUGUUUGGCAUAAAAAGAAGGGUGGUUAAAUUAAAAAGGAAACCCACUGUUAAGUAUGGUGGAGGAUCUGUGAUGAUUUUUUACUCCAAAGGCCUUGGGAACCAUGUUAGGAUACAUGGUAUCAUGCACUCCAUGAAGUAUCAGGAGAUUUUUAAAAAAAUGGAAAUCUGGAUGCCUCUGGGUCCUGGGUCAUGGAUGGAUCUUUCAGCAAGACAACAAUCCAAAAAAUUCACCCAAAUCCACACAAAAAAUGGUUCAAUGACCGCAGAAUGAGUUGAGACAUGACCAUCCCAGCCUGACCUAAACUCCACUGAAAAUCUGUGGAGUGAGCUGAAGAAGAGGAUCUAGAGGAUCUGAAGAGAUUCUGAGUCACGCCUUACAAGAGAAGACUCAGUGCUGUUAUGUUGUACAAAGUGCUGAAUGUAGAGAUGCCCCUUAUUUUACCCAUCAUUUCCAAGGGUGUCAAUAAUUCUUGGGUUGACUGUAGAUAAAUGUUGUAGGUAUACAAUUACUGACUAGCCAUAUUUGUCAGCCCCUCUCUACCCUGUUAAUCACUGAAAAGAGACCAACACUGACCAGAUAUUGGACAGAUAGACCUGUCAGUAAUUGUACACCUACAAAAUGCAUCAAUAUGAUAGCUGUACCUAAUAAAAUGGUCAGUGAGUGUAGAUACAAGUUAGGUGUAUCUAAUUAACUGGAAACUGUGUACUUAUAAACUGUAUUAAUCAAGUCUGUGAUUCCCUGCAUUAUCUCCCUGCCUCAGUCGCUGACUGGCUUUCUGCUUUACGUGAGCUUUGAUUUAAAAAAAAAAUCUAAUUUGUCAGUUCGAGCAAGUGUAGAUAGAUGGGUUAUUAUGUUUCAAGUAGCAUUAAGGCAUUAUAAUGAAUUGCCUUUAAGCAUUAAAUGAUAAUUAGUGACCAAUAUUUGUUAUGUCAUGUCACAGGCUCAGUUUUUUUUUUUUUUUUUUUUUUUUUAAACAUAUUAAAGAAGAAAGCCAGACAGACUUCAGGUCCCUUUGCUAUUCAUUAAAUGAUGUAAACGGCACAAUAUGUAGCAAAUGGAAUUUGAAGACAAAAAUGAACACCUCACCAAAUUUAGCUGUUUUUUCCUGUUCUGUAGUCACAGACUAGCAUAGCUAGUGUAGCUGAGUGUUUUGGGUGACGGCCGCAUGUCGUCUGGUUCUACAAUCUUUCAUGUAGCUCGCUGUUUCUGUGAGUUGGAGUGUGGAUCGCGAGGUACUUUCUCACUUGAGUUAGUAAUAUGAAUUUAAUGGCUGAUCUGCCAUUAAUUGCAAUCAGGAAUUUAUACAGUGAAGAACUGAUUACAGUCUUACACAAAGCUUUUUUAAAGGCUUCAUAAAUACAAAUCUUAUAUAAACUACAGGCCAUUAGAGUUCAGAGGAAUGGUUUAUGUGUGUGUAUUUGAGUGUGUAUGUGUACGUUGCAAACACUAACAUCAGGAGUACCAGCUGAGAUUUUUGCUCCUUGGCAGCUUGUUUUCUGCGUUCCUCAGUCCAACUGUGGUUCGCAAUGCCACAGCUUCGCCAAGCUCAACCACAUUACAGCAUGUGUGUGUGUGUGUUUGCGCGCGUGCGUCCGUGCGUGUGUAUAUGUGUGGUGUGCAUGAGUGGUGGUGAUGGACUAAUCUGACAGGAUUCAUCAGAGGUGUGAUUUCAUUCACAUGAACUCUUGUUUACUAAAAAUAUCCAAAUAUAUUGUAUGCUUGUCAUAUCUUAUUAUAUAAUGUGCACUAUGUUUGCAUGUACAUUUUUAAAGGAGAUGAACUAGUUUUUUUUUGUUAUUAAUAGAGUGUUUUUGGGGAAAAAUGUUUUAAAAAUGUCAUAAUAUCUGUACAAAAUGGCCUUAAUCUCUCACUGAAUUCUUGGAAUCGUGCAAUGCCUUCAGAUAUGAAUUGUUCUAUAUUUUGUGUCAGUGUAGAAUUGCUUUCUAGUGUAUAUUCUCUUUGCACAGAUUCAUGUAUGAAAAAAUAACAUAUUGUACUUUUUGCUAAUCAGUGAUUAAUCAGAGAAAGCAUGAUUGCAGUACUGAUUGUCUGGUAAAUCCAUAUGAUUAAAUGACUAUUUCUGUAUCAAAGUAUCGAUUUUGGAAUAAACAUUCUUACUAAACACA